Drosophila bipectinata is the source of this 1250-nucleotide messenger RNA. RefSeq names its product nucleosome assembly protein 1-like 1. Gene Ontology annotation, molecular function: histone binding; chromatin binding. The record is from RefSeq and is a predicted model, not a curated record. Lineage: Eukaryota; Metazoa; Arthropoda; Insecta; Diptera; Drosophilidae. Gene Ontology annotation, cellular component: nucleus; chromatin. Gene Ontology annotation, biological process: nucleosome assembly.
AGUUUUUUAAAAAAACUUCAUUUUAAAAACUUUACAUAAUUAGUUUAUCCACCUUAAAAAACGGUUAGAAGAAAAAUUUGUAAAUUUAUUAAAAUUAAAUUUGUUUCUUUCCAAAAUUUGCAACAACAUGUACGCUGAGAGAAAAGUUCUCGGAAACGGAUUGGAGGGCGAUGUCCCACAGGAUGAAUUGAAACCAGCGGUUAUUGUGGAAUCGCUGCGAUCCCUGGACACCCAAGAAUCAUCCGCCUAUCAAUUGGACGCCAUAGAGCCCGCCUUGAGUCCGGCAGACUUGCCGGCACGCUGCCGUAAAGCCUUUCUCCGGCACAUGAUCGCCCAAUUGCCGGAUGCCGUGCAGAACCGUAUCCGUGCCCUCCGACAGAAUCAAUUGCAACAGGUGCGGAUUGCUGAGCAAUUUUUCCGGGAGGUGUACGAACUGGAACGAAGAUUCUACGGCCAGAGUUGUGCACUGUUCGAUGCUCGGCGGGAUAUACUGGACGGAGUACUGGAGCCACCGGUGCAGGCGGAGAACUCGUGGCCGGAGGAUGCACUGCCGCUGGAUCUGGAGGGUAACGAGGAGCUGCGUCUGCUGGUGGGACAGUUGCCACCAGUGCCGACGGACACUCUGGGCAUUCCGCGCUUCUGGCUAACCGUCUUCCGGAAUGUACCGCAGCUCUCUGAACUGGUCCAGGACCAUGACGAGCCGCUGCUGGAGUGCCUGCUGGAUGUGCGACUGGGCUACGAGCAGGACAGCUACACGGUUACAUUCCAGUUUCGGCCCAACACCUUCCUCCACGACUCAUCCCUUCUGCUGACGAAGCGCUACUUCCUCCAGCACUCCGCCGACCAGGAAUAUCCCUUCCAGUUCGAAGGCCCGGAAAUCGUACGAUGCGAGGGCUGUCACAUCCACUGGCGCGACGGCUCCAAUCUCACCCUGCGCACCGUCCAGAGUCGGCGACGGGGUCGGGCGCGCAGUGUUCCCAAGGUGAUGCCGCGCGAAUCCUUCUUUCGGUUUUUCGCUCCGCCCCAGGCUCUCGAUCUGUCACUGGCCGAUGAGAAAACGAAGCUCAUCCUAGGCAAUGACUUCGAAGUGGGAUUCCUGCUGCGGACUCAAAUAGUUCCCAAGGCGGUGCUCUUCUAUACCGGCGAUUUGGUGGACAACGUUAACGAAACAGCGACGGACAAUGGUUCCGUAUGUUCCGAAAUAAUUGAAGCAGAACAGUUGCCGUAAAUGUGACCUAUAUAUAUAUAUA